AUGUUAGUCCGAGGGCUCAAGCGACUUUUCCUCCCCGUAGCGUCCUUUCUGCUGCUCGCCUUCGUUGUCGCCACCUACUUUGGCAGCUCAAACUCCUCCAGAUGGUCACUCCGCGACCAGCUGGGCCCGCGGCCCUUCGAUCGAGAUGAUAGCGCUGGCGGACGAGACGUGUCGACGACUCACCAUGAGGUCUUCUCCCUGUCGAGGCCGGACAGGAAGUACUUUCGCCUCAAGUUCGGCGAGCUCGAGGCGAUAAAUCCCAGCAUCAUUCCCCAUCCAUCGUUAAACGACACAUGGAUCAUCUCUGCGCAGCAUAUGAGUCGAGGCGCUGUCAAGGACACCGUCUGGUUCGCUGAGCUGGUGUGUAACGCCGUGUUCAAGAACGAGAGGCUGGAGUGCAUCAGCCCGCCGAUGAAUAUGCCCAUCGCGGCAACGGUGGGAGACCGUACCAAAUGUACGGACGAACUGGCCUUCUUUGCUCUCAACAUCGGUCCUCACGAUGCGCGAGUCUUCUACGGCCCAAGAUUCCCGCUUACCAUCUACGGAUCGAACUCGAUGUUCACCUGCUUUGGGCAGUGGGUGCAGGAUUUCCGGAUGUUGAUGGACUGGGGAUACGAGCACUUCUUCCAGAACGAGUUCAGGGUGCCUACCGAGAUCCAGCGGCCGACCGCCUACGGCGCCAUCGAGAAGAACUGGUUCAUCUUCUGGGACAAGGAUGGCCAGAUGUACGCCCACUACGACGUUGCGCCCAAACGUGUGUUCGCCAAACUAGAGUAUAAUGGCGCUGUAGGACCAGAUCUCGCUCCGUUGGUCGCAGCCCAGGACGGCAGAUGUAUGCAGCGGUACAUGCCCUCUAUCGGACCGGAGCUGGAAUCCAUCCACCAGGCUACAAACUCCCUUGCGGUCACACUCUGUAACCGAUCGGAUACAAACUGCAAACCAAACGAUGAAAACACGUUCGUACUCACCAUCUUCCAGCACAAGAGCUUCUAUUCCUUCCACAGCGUGUACGAGCCGUACGCCAUGCUCUUUCGACAAAAGGCUCCCUUCGGCCUAUACGGCAUAUCCUCGAAACCAAUCUGGAUACACGGACGCGGCAAGGAAGGCCAAGGUAAAAAGCCUCCUGGCCUGACUCCGGAAGAGAUAAGGGUGUGGAAUCAAACGGAGAUGUUCUACAUCACCGCCAUAAGCUGGAAGACGCACGGCCAGAAGUAUCAUGGAUACAUUGACGACGUGUUAUUUAUUUCCUUUGGGAUAGAAGACGGAGAUACUGGAGGCAUUGAUGUCCGAGCCAGUGACUUACUGGAAGGUUUGGGACGAUGUUCCAUUGCAUGA
Molecule: messenger RNA, 1335 nt
Organism: Microsporum canis CBS 113480
Lineage: Eukaryota; Fungi; Ascomycota; Eurotiomycetes; Onygenales; Arthrodermataceae
Exons: 1
Coding region: 1-1335 (444 amino acids)
Source: RefSeq, a predicted model, not a curated record